Molecule: messenger RNA, 1612 nt
Organism: Trichoderma virens Gv29-8
Lineage: Eukaryota; Fungi; Ascomycota; Sordariomycetes; Hypocreales; Hypocreaceae
Exons: 2
Coding region: 41-1555 (504 amino acids)
Molecular function (GO): S-methyl-5-thioribose-1-phosphate isomerase activity
Source: RefSeq, a predicted model, not a curated record
CACAAUGUGACAACCAAUCUUGCAUAUAAAUAAAGCAAAAAUGGCUCAGCUUGCCAAGCGUGCCGUUGCCGUUAGCUUCAUCUUUCAGUUCCCAGAUGGCGAUCCUUCUCAGAAGCCGCGGGUGGCGCUGUUUCGAAGGAGCGGCAAGGUCAACACAUAUCAGCAUAAAUACGCCCCCAUCUCCGGCGGCGUCGAAGCCACAGAUGCAACUCCCCUCGCAACAGCCUGGCGCGAACUUGCUGAAGAAACCACCCUCACAUCUACUUCCCUGCGACUCUUCCGACAGGGCAAACCGUAUUCCUUUGCAGACGCCAGCGUUGGUCGCAUGUGGACCAUUAAUCCCUUUUCGUUCAUCCUGAAAUCCGCCAAGGAAGGCGGAAGAGGCGAAGAAGGCAUCACGAUUGACUGGGAACACGAGGGAUACAAGUGGUUCGACCCCGACGAAAUCACCGACGAAGAAUCUUUCCAAGGCGUGCCGCGGCUCAAGGAGAGUCUGAGGAGAGUGUGGUUUGACAUUGAUCUCGGCAAGGAUGCGGGGGGCGUCCUGGCGGCUGGGCUGAGAGCCCUUCAAGACGACCAUGCGAGCGGCGCGAGACAAUUGGCGUCGGCAGCAUUGGAGAUAUACCUCGAUGUGAUUGCCCGGCUUGAUACUAGUGAUCGAGACACGUGGUGGAAGAACGUCCGCUUCACGGCAUGGCAUCUAUGGAAGAAUGGGCGAGAAAGCAUGGGAGCCCCCAUCCUCAGCGUCGUCCUCUCCAGCCUAGACAUUAUCGAGAAGCAUCUUCAACUCACCACCGAAAGCUCUCUAUCAACGGAAUUCAUCCAACAAGUCUGCGCCGCAAUCAAACAAUUCGCCCAGCAAAGACACCAAUCAGGAACCAAAAUCGCAAACGCCUUCACCUCAUUCCUCGAACAGACCUUCCCCGUGUCCCCCAACAAGCCCCUCAAAAUCGUCACUCUGUCAUCCAGCUCAACAAUCACAGCAUCUCUCUCCCUCAUUCUCAAGUCAUCAGCAUCUCGUCCCCUCGACAUCCACAUCCUCGAAUCGCGCCCUCUCUUCGAAGGCGUCAGCGCAGCCCGCCACUUAUCCACCCUCAUCCAAGACAACAACAGCAGCACCAUCACCGUCCACACAGACGCCAGCGCCGCUCUCGCCUCCAAAGACGCACACAUCCUCCUCCUCGGCGCAGAUCUCAUCGACAAGGCCGGCAACGUGAGCAACAAGACGGGCUCGCUCCCCGCCGUGCUCGCCGCCAAACACGUCUCCCCGGGCGUCAAAGUCGUCGUGCUAUCGGAAAAGGAAAAGGUCCUGCCCUUUGACCCGCCGGGGCAUGAGGAAAACGACAGCGAGGAGCUCGUCCGCGGGUGGAGGGGGAUGCUCGGCCCGGAGAUGGAAUUGCAGGGCGUGGCCGUCAAGAAUGUGUACUUCGAGUGGGUGCCUGCGCGGCUGGUGGACGUCUAUCUCACGGAGGAUGGCGCCGAGGGCACGGAACAUGUUGAAGCGUGGGCGCGAGAGGUGCAGGAAAAGGCUGGCCAUUUGUUUGAUCAUCUUUGACCUGGUAUAUGUAUAGUUACAUACAUGGGUAUAUAUGUGUGUGUGUGCUUUCCUCUC